This is a messenger RNA of Passer domesticus (house sparrow), 1038 nucleotides long. RefSeq lists its product as uncharacterized. NCBI's taxonomy places the organism in Eukaryota, Metazoa, Chordata, Aves, Passeriformes, Passeridae. The transcript is spliced from 3 exons. The record is from RefSeq and is a predicted model, not a curated record. Bases 1 to 1038 code for a protein of 345 amino acids.
AUGGCUGCCCAUUAUGUGACAGCUCAGGAAAACAUGGUGGAGCUGGGUCAGGCCCUAGGCAGGGAGGAGGGGGCCGAGGUGGCGGCCGAGCAUGAAGCCCGGGUGAGGGAAGAUGCCAGGGUGGAUGCCAGGGAGGUAACCACAGCCACCAUGGUGAGACAGCGGGUGGAGGCGGCCCUGGGGCCGCUGGAGCGCUUGGUGACCGUGUGUGAGAAAGCCACUGCGUUCCCCCGGGAGCUGCAGCGCCUCCUCAGGGACUUCGAGGCCGCCCUGAAGGGGACAAAUGAGGCAUCCCCUGAUGUCCCCGAGGCCUUGGUGGCCAUGGUGGCCAAGGCCGAGCAGCUGUGGGAGGCCAACGCCCGCCUGGCCCAGGAACACCUGCUGGAGACACUUCAAGACAUCAAUUUCUAUUUCACUGGUGAUCUCACCAGCCCCAGUGACUGUGAGGUGGCCAAGCGGUGCCGAAGAGCCACCGAGGACAUCCCAAGGCUCCUUCAACCACCAGAGUGUCCCCAGAGCAUCCCCAAUGUGUCCCCAGUGAGCGUGGAGCUCCAAGAGCUGUCCCCAGCCCUGCUGCAGCCACCGGUUGCCGUGGUGGCCACCCUGGAUGACCUGCUGGCCACCCUGCCCAGGCGGGACAUGAUGCUGCUGAGGUCUGCAGAGAGCCUGCACUGGAGCCUGGCGGACUUCACCAGGGGGCUCUGGGCCACCCUGUACCGCAUUGACGGCACCUGGUGGCAGCAAAAUGUCAGCUCCGAUGAUGAUGAUCCUCCCAUCUCCCUGAGCCAGGCCCUGGAUGCCUACAAGAGCACCCCAGGGACCCCCAGGAACCGCGUGACAACGGUGGUCAGCAAGUGGCAGGGGUCAGUGGCGACGCUUCUGGACAGCUGGGUCCAGCUGGCUGGGGCAGCCACCGAACUCUCCAACACCUGCAGGGAGGUGGCCACUGAGGCGGCCGACAGGGUGGCCACCGCCACAGCCCGGGCCAUGGAGCUGCAGCACAAGGCUGCCUGUGGCAGGAGGGGGCCCAGGUGGUGA